This is a messenger RNA of Asparagus officinalis (garden asparagus), 1707 nucleotides long. Its product is annotated as high mobility group B protein 15-like. Gene Ontology annotation, molecular function: DNA binding. The record is from RefSeq and is a predicted model, not a curated record. Lineage: Eukaryota; Viridiplantae; Streptophyta; Magnoliopsida; Asparagales; Asparagaceae.
UUACCCCCCCUUCCCUCUUUGUUUUCAUACUAUGUAUAGAUUAUUUGUUUGUUUGUUGCCCAUUUCAAAGAGAGACUCCGCACCCAUUUCAAAGCCUGAAGAGGGUUUCUUCGGAUCGCAUGGGUUUUCCCUCUCUUGCUGCUUUUGGGCAUUUUCGUGUGAUGGGUGUUGAGGUUUCGGUGGGGAAGGAGAUGGUGGAUCUUGACAGGGGAAAACAACUCAUGGUGGCAGAUGAAGAGGAAUCAAAUUCUCAGCCCGAUUACGAUCAUAAGUACCCCGAGCCACUUGCGGAGUACAAGGAUGUUGUCGAGGACCGGAAUUUAUUCAUGGAUACGCUUGGGAAGCUGCAUGCAGCGAUGUCGACUAAGUUCAUGAUUCCUGUCAUAGGAGGAAAAGAGCUUGAUCUUCAUCGACUAUUUGUGGAGGUUACAGCACGAGGUGGUAUCGAGAAGGUAGUUGCGGAUCGUAGAUGGAGAGAAGUAACUGCUGUAUUCAAUUUCCCAUCCACAGCCACAAAUGCAUCAUUUAUAUUGCGCAAGUACUACAAUUCUUUAUUGCAUCACUAUGAACAACUGUAUUUCUUUGGGUCACAGGGAUGGAAUUCACCUGUGGAAGCUUCUCCAAAAACGCCCGCUGAUCCAAUUAAAGCUGUGAGGUUGGCUGAGAAUGUCUUGCAAAAAUCUACAAAUUUGCCUAGCAUCCGAAAAAGAAAAAGCAACGGAGAGCUUAUACCUGCUGGUCCAUCUGCACAAGCAAAUAGAACGGUUGCUGGAAUAAUUGACGGGAAAUUUGAGCAUGGUUAUUUUGUAACCGUCACCAUAGGCAAUCAAAAUCUCAAAGGAGUAAUCUUUCACACUCCAGAGCAGGCUACCAACCAAACGGCUGACAACACCAAUGUCAAUGUUGGUCGCCGUCGUCGUCGGAAGAAGAAACUUAGCACAAGAGAUCCUACACAUCCGAAGCCUAAUCGGAGUGGUUACAACUUUUUCUUCGCAGAGCAGCAUGCUAGGCUGAAACCACUUCAUCCAGGGAAGGACAGAGUUAUCAGCAAAAUUAUUGGCGAACUAUGGAGCAAACUAACAGAGACCGAGAAAGCUGUUUAUCAGGAGAGAGGUAUGAAGGAUAAGGAAAGGUAUAUAAGUGAGAUGGAAGUUUACAGGGGGAGAUUAAAUACGGGUCAAGUUAUAGCAAAUGCCGUUCCUAUUCAAGCGAUUCCCGCUGAGUCGGUGGGCAGCCAAAACAAUAUUGACGAAGGCGAGUUGAAUGAAGAAGAUAAUAAUGGUAGCUUCACUGAUGAUGAUAGUAGCGAGAGCGAGGGCAACAAGUCAGAGGAAUCAGAACCUGAGGAUUACCCUGAUGUAGUAGAUGUAGCAGCUGUUGAACCUGCUAGUUUUGCUGCAGAUGCCUCGGCCAAAGGAGGUGAUUUUGAGUCGAAAGAAGUUUCAGAACCGUCUAGUGAUCAGCUGUAGGCUCUCACGUUUUUGUGGUUAGUGAGCGCACAAGAACAACUGUCAGUUUACAUUGUUAAAUUUCCCUUUUUUUUUUGUUAAGGAUAUAUUUUACAUUGUGAAGCUGUUGUUAGAGCUUUAGAGGGGGGAAAACAUGUAUAUGGUUAGUCUGAAAAGAUGAUGUUAGUGGAGUUCGUAAGUGGGAUUAUGUCGCGACUUGUGUUAAGUUUUGUUUGCAAUAUGAUUUGGAUUUGGAUCC